Molecule: messenger RNA, 627 nt
Organism: Quercus robur (English oak)
Lineage: Eukaryota; Viridiplantae; Streptophyta; Magnoliopsida; Fagales; Fagaceae
Product: auxin-responsive protein SAUR21-like
Exons: 1
Coding region: 121-423 (100 amino acids)
Biological process (GO): response to auxin
Source: RefSeq, a predicted model, not a curated record
AUAUCAUCCAAAUCCAAAACAAGUCAUCACAUCCUUUGAUAUCAAAAUCAUUACUUUCUUCUCCCUUUUCUUUUGUGUACUUGACCAUUUUUCUUGGCAAUAUUAUAUAUCCAGAUAUCCAUGGCCAUUCGUUUGCUCGGUGUUAUGCAUGCUAAGCACAUUCUACGACGAUCAAACUCGUUUGGAAAGCAAGUAGCUUCAACAUCUAUAGAUGUUCCAAAAGGCUACAUUGCAAUAUAUGUUGGACAGAGUGAAAGGAGGCGGUUUGUAAUUCCUAUUUCAUUUUUGAAUCAGCCUUCAUUUCAAGAAUUGCUAAGAAGAGCUGAGGAAGAAUUUGGAUUUGAUCAUCCAAUGGGUGGCCUUACAAUUCCCUGCAGCGAAGACCUCUUCAUCAAUGUCACUUCUCAAUUAUAUGACUUGUGAUAUGGUGCCACUAAGAUAAAGCAAUAGAAAAAAUUUUGUAAAUAUUUGUUAUUUAUUUAUUUUAGGCAGAAGAAGAGAUGGCUAUUUUCUAUCCACUAAGAAUUUUACAAAUAUAAUUAUUACAGUUCCUCCCACAUUUUUAAGAAAAAUGUUAAACUGUGAACACAUUUUGGUUGAAAUUUAUCUUCUUUCAUUUUUAUGAUA